This is a messenger RNA of Vigna radiata var. radiata (mung bean), 766 nucleotides long. RefSeq names its product non-specific lipid-transfer protein 1. The record is from RefSeq and is a predicted model, not a curated record. Gene Ontology annotation, cellular component: membrane. The transcript has 2 exons. NCBI's taxonomy places the organism in Eukaryota, Viridiplantae, Streptophyta, Magnoliopsida, Fabales, Fabaceae. Gene Ontology annotation, biological process: lipid transport. Gene Ontology annotation, molecular function: lipid binding. The coding region runs from base 102 to 479 and encodes 125 amino acids.
UAUAGCAUUCCAAAGCACCUCACCACAGAAAAAAGGUCCCAAACACAUAGUUACUACACUACCUUCCAUAUCUGGUUCUUGAAGGAGUUGAGUGCUUCAUCAUGGCUACCAUGACAGCUAGGGUUUCUUUGUUGGCCAUUGUGUGCAUGGUUCUUAGUGCAACAACCAUUCCCAAGGCAGAAGCAGUGGUGACAUGUGGGCAAGUUGUGAACAACCUGACCCCGUGCAUUUCCUAUGUGAUGUAUGGUGGAUACCCUGUUCCUGAGCAGUGCUGCAAUGGGAUCAAGAACCUCUAUGGCCUGGCUCAGACCAAACCUGAUCGCCAAGCAGUUUGCAACUGCAUCAGGAAUGCUGUUACUAACAGUGGCUUCAACUACUCUCCUCGCAAUCUCAACCUUGCAGCUAGUCUUCCCAAGCAAUGUGGUGUAAACAUUCCUUAUCAGAUCAGCCCUAGUACUAACUGUAACAGUGUGCAGUGAGGUGGGUGCAUGAUGUUUAUGUUAUACUAUGUUUGAAUAAAAAAGGCCACGUGACAUGACAUGGGAAUGGCUGGAAAUUGCUUCCUUGAGGCUUUUACUAGUUAUCUUAUGUCUGUGAUAAAGUCUGUAACUGAAGUUGGUGAAGCUGCAUGUGUAGGCACCAGUAGGAGAUAUAGAGAGUAUUAUGGGAAGGCAUAGAUGUAUGAGCUGUUAUUGUCCCAUAUAAAUGAGAAUAUAACUGAGUUAUAUGAGAUAUGAUUAAUGAUUAUGGUACCUUUUGAGUGAUA